UUAUUUAGUAUGGUCGGCGAAGAAACAUCGAACAGCCUUAUCAGGUGGUCGGACGAUGGGCAAUCAUUUAUUGUCAUCAACCAUGUUGAGUUCGCAAAAGAGGUCCUUCCUAAGUUCUUCAAACACAACAACUUUUCAUCAUUUGUGCGUCAAUUGAACAUGUAUGGGUUCCAUAAGGUGCCUCAUCUUCAACAAGGAGUCCUCAUGCCAGACUCUGAUUCUGAACAAUGGGAGUUUAGCAACCCACAUUUCCAACGGAAUCAGCCUGAUCUCUUGUAUUUGGUCUCGCGUAAGAAAGCCUCUAAUGCCAAUGAAGACAAAGAUGCGCUCACUAUGGAUCUAGGACAUAUUCUUCAAGAAGUCACAGCGAUCAAGAGGCAUCAGGUCGCUAUUUCGACUGAUUUGAAGAAUAUCGAAAGAGAUCAUCAGGCGCUCUGGCAAGAAUCUGUCGCGGCACGAGAGCGACACCAGAGGCAACAAGAGACCAUUGAUAAGAUUCUUAGGUUCUUGGCGAGCGUGUUUUCUGGAGAAAAGAAGAGAGCUAUCGUACCCAACAAGAAGGUGCGACUUACAAUUACAGACGGAGAUCAUCUAGAUGGUAUGGUGGGAUCGACAACAGUGGAUGACGGUCGGAAACUUGUUGAACAGGAGGACGAGGAAGAGGUUGAGGAAGAGGAAGAAACAGCGUCCACAACUGUUGCAGGAUCCAAGAGGAAACGAAGUGAAGCGGAUAAUGGAGCCGGAACUGUGGAAGCUGUUCUCAACCACAGCAAGCCGUCAUUGAACAUUAGCGAGAUAACACCAGGUACUGAGAUAUUUCAGCUCUUCUAUUUUAAUUUAUUUAUUUCUUUUUUACCUUAGUGAUAUGGGAUGUAACCAUCUUACUUCUGAACAACGCACUCUUGUUUAGCUACACUGGCAAUGCUCGCUAACGCCAAUGGUAAUAUAAACCAAAAACAUACUUCGGACGUAGGGUUGAGCGUGCCGUCAUCGACAAGCGCUGCUGCAACAGCU
Messenger RNA from Lobosporangium transversale, 1014 nucleotides. RefSeq lists its product as hypothetical. NCBI's taxonomy places the organism in Eukaryota, Fungi, Mortierellomycota, Mortierellomycetes, Mortierellales, Mortierellaceae. Gene Ontology annotation, molecular function: sequence-specific DNA binding; DNA-binding transcription factor activity. The record is from RefSeq and is a predicted model, not a curated record. The transcript is spliced from 2 exons. Gene Ontology annotation, biological process: regulation of DNA-templated transcription. Bases 10 to 861 code for a protein of 283 amino acids.